CACAAAAAAUGUACAAAACUUACCUACUCGAAUAAAUGCAGAACUGAAAUGCAUUUUUCAGUCCUUACUUCCACAAGCAAUAAAAUGGAAGCUCUUAAAGGUUCCUUGAUCCCUUCACUUCAAAUCCCAUCAACACCAACCACACUCCACAAAACCCAAUUCUUGAAUUUUCAGUUCUGUCCAAUACCCACUUCAUUUCUCAAAUCAAUUCAAAGAAACACAUCAAGAUCAAAGCUUUUAUCAAGAUCAAAGCUUUUCGCCACAUCAUCAUCAUCUACAGCUUCAACAGAACCCAUAGACCCAACAGAUCCUCUGCUUGAAACUGAUAGCCAAGAAGAGAAAUUUGAUUGGUUUUCUCAGUGGUAUCCAGUUAUGCCAGUGCGUGAUCUAGACAAGAGAGUGCCACAUGCAAAGAAAGUGAUAGGUUUUGAUGUGGUUGUGUGGUGGGAUAGGAAUGAGGGUUCAUGGAAAGUGUUUGAUGAUACUUGUCCUCAUAGAUUGGCACCAUUAUCUGAAGGAAGGAUUGAUCAGUGGGGGAGAUUGCAAUGUGUGUACCAUGGUUGGUGUUUCAAUGGCUCUGGGGACUGCAAAUUUAUUCCUCAGGCACCCCCAGAUGGCCCUCCGGUCCAUACAUUCAAGAAAGCAUGUGUUGCUGCUUAUCCAUGUACCGUGCAGAAUGGCAUAUUGUGGUUUUGGCCAAACAGCAAUCCUGAAUACAAAGAUAUCCUUUCAAAGAAAAAACCCCCAUAUAUUCCAGAACUGGAUGAUCCAUCAUACGUCAAACCAAUGGCAAAUAGAGACUUUCCUUUUGGGUAUGAAAUCUUGAUUGAAAAUCUAAUGGACCCUUCUCAUGUCCCUUAUGCACAUUUUAAACUGCUGCCAAAUCCACCAUCCAAGAACAGAGUUAAGCUUGAUAGAGAAGGAGGAGCACCAAUUGAUAUCAGCAUUGAAAAGUUGGACAAAAAUGGUUUCCAAGCUACUCGAUAUGGUGGGAAUAGCAGAUUUAUGGCACCUUGUACAUAUUAUUCUGCUGUUAGUCUCACUUCCGUGAAUCCAGGUAAUGUAUCAGAUCAAGGUAAUGGAUCAGUGUCAUCAGCUGGAAACAAUAUGCAGCCAUCAUCAAAUUCAAAUGUGCCACAACAAAGAGGGCUUCUUGUUUUUUACUGUGUUCCAGUUAGUCCUGGUAGAAGCAGAUUGAUAUUAAUAUUCCCAAGAAAUUUUGGAGUUUGGAUUGACAAAAUCAUUCCAAGAUGGGUGUUUCAUGUGAGACUAAAUCUGGUUCUCGAUUCAGAUUUAUAUCUUCUUCACAUAGAGGAACGUAAGAUAAUGGAUGCUGGCUCGUCCAAUUGGCAAAAGGCUUGUUUUGUGCCAACAAAGUCAGAUGCUCAAGUGGUUGCUUUCAGAAAGUGGUUAAAGAAAUACUCAGAUGGUCAAAUUAACUGGGGAGAAAUGUUCAGUGGACUUCCCCCAUCUACUCCAAAAGAGCAACUAAUGGACAGGUAUUGGUCACAUGUAGUGAACUGCAGCAGUUGCCGCGUUGCAUACAAGGGUCUCAAUGCACUUGAGGUUGUUCUGCAGGUCGUGUCCAUUGUUUCAAUCGGAAUUGUUGCUGCAACCAAGCAAACUGGGAUGUCUGCAGUUGCUAGAACUACACUUGUCUUGAUGGCGGUACUAUGCUUUGCAGCUUCAAGAUGGCUGGCUCACUUCAUUUACAAGAAUUUUCAUUUUCAUGACUACAACCAUGCCCUUCUCUGAAUCAUUGUUUCACAGAGUCCUCAACAUUGGGAACACUUGUAUUACACCCAGAUGGUCAAACAAAUUUUCAAAAAAUGCUAUUUAAAAUAAUAUUUUUUCUAAAAUACUAUGUAAGUUGGAUAAGACCCUGAAGUUUUUUAAUAGAAUCCAACUGGAUUUUGAUAA
This is a messenger RNA of Hevea brasiliensis (rubber tree), 1920 nucleotides long. RefSeq names its product protochlorophyllide-dependent translocon component 52, chloroplastic. The coding region runs from base 49 to 1755 and encodes 568 amino acids. The record is from RefSeq and is a predicted model, not a curated record. Gene Ontology annotation, molecular function: 2 iron, 2 sulfur cluster binding; chlorophyllide a oxygenase activity. Lineage: Eukaryota; Viridiplantae; Streptophyta; Magnoliopsida; Malpighiales; Euphorbiaceae. The transcript is spliced from 7 exons.